UUAAUAUUUACCUAUUUAGUGUUGUCACAGUAACACAAUUUCAGUAGCUGGUACUUGGCACCGAUACCAGUAAAAAUUUGAUGGUUCUCUGUACCAAUUUCAGUACCAAAACACAACACAAAACUUGCUUAUUAAAGGCACAAAAGGGGAUGUUUGUUUUAUACAUUUUUGCAAUAUUACUUGAUAUACGUCAUCUGUGCACAAGAUAGGGCCCUAAAACAUCAGCAAAUCGUGGAUGCAGUCAUCGCAUGAACGAUUGGGCCUCUGGCUUGUCAAUCACUGCCAUUACGUUCCUUGUGAGAGACGUGCGCGCUCCAGUAACUUUACACAGGUGACGCAAGCGCAAAGCGCAUGAACCUCCAUGGUUUGUUUUCAUUGUCGCUCCUUCUUUCCUCCUCGAAUUUACACAAUGGAAGAGAAAAAACCCGAUGGAGGACGCAAAAAAAAGAGUGUUUUUGAAAUCGCUGAGAAGAGGAGAAAAAUGACAGAAGAACGUAAUAAAACCAGAGUCGUUCUUGGAGAAACUUUUCAACGCUGGAGAGCAAUGAAGGAACAGAGAGGUGUCAAGACAGACGCGCAGUUUGCAAAAAUUCUUCUCGACAGUUAUGAUACUGUUACUUCAGCCCCGCUUACACCCCAGCCUCUAGCUGUGUCCACUAUUUUGCCAGAGUCACCCGCAGAUCGAGAUGCUGAUUUCUCUAUGGGAGGAAUUGAGAAGUUGGGCAGCAGUGUUAGUGAAGCUAAAGCUUCAGCUCAGCAGGUUAAACCAAGUGGUAGAGGGUAGAGAGACUUGCCUUCAAACAAAUACUCCUUGCCUAAACAUAUCCAGCGGGCAAGCUAUCAGGAGUACACUUCUCCUUUAAAUCGUGACUGGAAGAUUGUAGGAGAUUUCUACGAAGUGGACUGGAUGACACUUCCGCCAGCUCCAGAGGCCAUACUGGAACUUGUGCACUGCUUGUGUAAAAAACAAUUGUGUUAAGGGUAGAUGCAAAUGUAAACUGCAUGAGCUGCCAUGUACAAACCUCUGUCAGUGUGUAACUUGAAAAUGACUAGGGCACAUGUGUGCAUGUAUCUACACAUGUGGGGAGUGGUGUGUGCGUGUUUGUGUGUUGGCUACUCCUGCAGAAGUAAAUCUGUAUGACAUGUUUAUGUAGAUUAUAACUCUGCUCUGUUUGAUAGCCCAUGUUCUUUAACCGUUUUACUUAUUUUUAUUAAAUGCAGUUUUAACUUGAGUUAUUAGCUAGAAUAUUGGCUGCUUACUGACCUUUUAAUGUUAUGUCAGAUGUAACUG
Molecule: messenger RNA, 1291 nt
Organism: Paramisgurnus dabryanus
Lineage: Eukaryota; Metazoa; Chordata; Actinopteri; Cypriniformes; Cobitidae
Source: RefSeq, a predicted model, not a curated record